Messenger RNA from Hypanus sabinus (Atlantic stingray), 12484 nucleotides. It is a transcript of the gene brinp1, whose product is annotated as bone morphogenetic protein/retinoic acid inducible neural-specific 1. NCBI's taxonomy places the organism in Eukaryota, Metazoa, Chordata, Chondrichthyes, Myliobatiformes, Dasyatidae. The coding region runs from base 172 to 2457 and encodes 761 amino acids. The transcript has 8 exons. The record is from RefSeq and is a predicted model, not a curated record. Gene Ontology annotation, biological process: positive regulation of neuron differentiation; negative regulation of mitotic cell cycle.
CAGACUGCAAGGUCGCUCGAACCGCCGGAGCUGGUACCACAGGGUCCUCGGCAACUUUAUGCCGAAAAACCUUCAGCCCAGAACUCGCUGCACACCAGCUACGGAGAAGGACCGUCACUAGGACCCCACAGAAUGGAGCAAGAAUGAACAGAAAGUGGCUGAAAGAAAAGCAUGAACUGGAGGUUUAUUGAAUUCAUCUACUUACUGUUUAUAUGGGACCAUAUAACAGUAAAACCUUCCCACCAGGAUCCUACAGCCACCCAGAACCAUGUCACCAAGCAGUUUGAUUGGCUUAUAUCGGACAGGGGCCCUUUCCACAAUUCGAGGGGUUAUUUAUCCUUUGUGGAAAGAUAUCGUCAAGGAUAUACAACAAGAUAUAAAAUAUAUAGAGAGUUUGCACGAUGGAAGGUGAGAAAUACUGCAGUCGAGAGGAGGGACCUAAUCCGGAAUCCUAUCCCACUGAUGCCUGAAUUCCAAAGAAGCAUUCGUUUGCUUGGAAGAAGGCCUUCAACCCAGCAAGUGAUUGACACCAUUAUCCGAAAGUACGGAACACAUGUCCUGUCAUCUGCAGUCCUUGGAGGAGAGGAAGCACUUACUAUGUAUAUGGACAAAAGCAAGUUAGAUAGAAAGUCAGCAAAUGCCAGUCAGAGUGUAGAGGCCCUUCAUCAGCUCGCCUCUUCAUAUUUCAUUGAUCGUGAUGGGACCAUGCGAAGACUUCAUGAAAUCCAAAUCUCUACUGGAGCAAUCAAGGUGACCGAGACACGGACCGGACCAUUGGGAUGUAGCAGCUAUGAGAACCUUGACUCAGUGAGCUCAGUACUACUGCAGAGUCCUGAGAGCAGACUGCACUUGCAAGGUCUCCAGGUUGUUCUUCCUGAAUACCUAAGGGAGAAGUUUGUGCAGUCAGCCUUAAGUUACAUCAUGUGCAAUGCGGAGGGGGAGUACAUCUGUAAGAACAGUCAGUGUGCUUGUCAAUGUGCAGCAGAAUUCCCGCAGUGUAACUGUCCCAUCACCGACAUCCAGAUCAUGGAAAAUACAUUGGCCGGUCUUACUGAAGCUUGGAAUAAUGCCUAUAAGGAUUUUGAAAUGUCAGUUGAAUUCAAGAACUUCUUGAAGCGUUUGCCCACCACCCACUUCCUGAUGAUGGGGACUGUUCACCAGUACUGGGGAAAUGACUGGGAUCUCCAAGCACGCUACAAGAUGCUCCUGAGCAGUGUGGAGAUGUUGAAGCUGAAGAUCCAGCGCACAGCCCGCAAGCUUUUCAGUCUCAGUAUCCGUUGUCGGCACAAUCCCAACCACCAGAUGCCUCGAGAAAGGUCAGUACAUCAGUGGCUGAAUCGAGUCCAGUCGUUUUUAUACUGCAGCGAGAACGGGUACUGGGGCAUCUUCCUGGAGAGCCAGAAAACCUGCGUGUGCCACACCGUUGCCAAUCUGUGCCAGCGGGCCAUCCCCUGCAACAUCGGUAGCAACAGCAGCUGCGCCAUGUGCAGCCUAGCCAACAUCUCCCUCUGCGGUUCCUGCAACCGUGGAUACAAGCUCUACCGGGGCCGCUGUGAGCCUCAGAAUGUGGACUCGGAGCGUAGCGAGCAGUUCGUCAGCUUUGAGACGGAGCUGGACUUCCAUGACCUGGAGCUGAAUUACCUCCUGGCCAAGAAGGACUCGAGACUAUCCAUCCAGACCAUGUUCAUUAGCAACGAGAUCCGCUUGGACACCUUCUUCGACCCCCGAUGGCGGAAGCGGAUGUCGCUGACCCUUAAGAGCAACAAAAACCGGGUGGACUUCAUCCACAUGGUGGUGGGCCUGUCCAUGAAGAUCUGUCAGAUGAGAAACAGCAGCCUGGACCCGAUCUUUUUUGUUUACAUUAACCCCUUCAGCGGCAGUCACUCGGAGGGCUGGAACACGCCGAUUGGCGAGUAUGGUUAUCCCAGCUGGGAGAAAACGAGACUGCACGACUCUCCAUGCUAUAACUGGACCCUGCUCCUGGGUAACAGGUGGAAGACAGUCUUCGAGACUGUCCACAUCUACCUGCGCAGCCGGGCCAAGCUGCCGGCCGCCCUGCGCAACGAGACGGCCCAGGGUCCCGUGGACCUCUCGGACCCCAACAAGCGGCAGAUCUAUAUCAAGAUCUCAGACGUGCAGGUGUACGGCUACAGCCUGCGCUUCAACACCGACCUGCUGCGCAGCGCGGUCCAGCAAGUCAAUCAGUCGUACGCGCAGGGCAGCCAGUUCCACUCCUCGUCCUCGGUCAUGCUGCUGCUGCUGGACAUCCGAGAGCGCAUCAACCGGCUGGCGCCGCCCGUGGCCCCAGGCAAGGCGCAGCUGGACCUCUUCUCCUGCAUGCUCAAGCACCGCCUCAAGCUCAACAGCAGCGAGGUCAUGCGGGUAAACCAUGCCCUGGACAUUUACAACUCCGAGGUCCUGAAGCAGGCUGACCUACUGACAACGAAACUUUGUUGACUUUUUCCGACAGGAUUUGUACAGCGGCAAAAAAAAAGAGAGAGAGAGAAAAACACAAACACACGUACCACAAAGUGAUUUCUUGGGGAAAGGCAAGGAGUCGAUGGGGAGUGUUGGGAAGGGGCAUUGGGUGAUUUCAGCAAACCAAUUUGUCCAAGCAUGGUUCUUCUCCCUUCAGACAAGGACACCUUUGUCAUUCCCACUUUACGCGAAGGAAGGCCUUCCAGGAUGUGUGAGGCAGUCAGGAAUAUUUGUUGUGAACUACUGCCAUUCCAAAAUAUUAUUCGCAUUCUUAUAGUUUCCACAGGUGCACAUGCUAGCUGGUAACUAGCAUGAAUUUGUACAGAAAAUGCACACACAUACACACAUGCACACAUACACACGCGCACGUGCAUUCACACUCAUACAAGUGCACUCACACGCAUACAUGCACACACACACCAUUACAAACACACACACACACACACACAAAAUAAAAAUAGUUCUACUGGGGUAAGUGGGAUGGAAAACAAUUCAAAAAUAAUUAAGGAAUAAGGGGAUGUGCCAUAUAUGAGCAAGUGUGGAGCUUUUUUAUGGGGAAAGUCAGGAGUUUACUGAGGUGGGUGAAGGCACUGUUAUAAACAAUUUCAUUCUGUCUUUUAGUGACAUUCUUUGGCACAGUAGGACUGGAUUCAGGGAGCACCUUAAAAGACCAGUUUCCCUGAAAGUCACAUCAAUCUCACUUAAAGCUGUUCAUCAAGUGCCCCCUCAAAAGGUGGUCUCUUGAAUUCAAUAAUCAUAUUCAGAGUCGUAGAACUUGUAACCACAGAGCAGUGCAGUGUAUAUUAUCCUAUCUGUCCAGCAUUUAGAACAAAAAUUAAGCAGCAUCUUCGGUGAUAUUGACUCAGCAUUGGUUAACGAUAGUUGGCACAUCAGAAGAAAAAAAAUCUUAAUUAGAAAAGCUCAAAAGGGGAAGGAGGUCAGCUCGUAAAUUGAGAAAUAAAGAUUCAUAAUUUGACAGUGUUUACCCCUCACUGUUUGAUUAAUGAUGUGCAGAUGUUUAAGGGCCAUCCGCUGACUUAAUAAUUCAACACAAGCAUUUUUUACUCCCAUCGUUAGUAGGAAAUGGUCAGAAAGACCUGAUGAUUUUUUUUCUCUCAAUAAAAUGGGAAAGUGCUGAAAAUACAGAAUUAUCCAGAUGACAGCUGAAACAAAACAAAAAUAUUUGCCCAUUAUUUGGAAAAUUCUGCAUCUAGUCAGAAGACAAUUUCAUUUUCUUUUUCAGAUGCUGAGUGGCCUGUUCAUUCCUGUCAUUUUCAUUUUUAAAUGAUUUCAAAUAAUUGUUUUAAUUCUAGCAUUAUGUUUUCUUUCUCAGUCCUGAAGAAGGGUCUCAGCUAAAACAUCCAAUGUCUAUUCAUUUCCAUAGAUGGUGCCUGACCUACUGAGUUCCUCUGGCAUCUGUGUGUGUUGCAUUAUAUUUUCUUUUGUGCUGUCUGUCCUUAAGUGAGCAGAGCUCAUUGUGGCCUCUGACUGAUCAAAAUCUGAUGUAUAUUUCCUGGCAAGGAUCCAUUUCCUACAGUUUUACAACCCGCUUAUAAUUUCAGAAAAGGUCUUUGACCCUGAGACAUUCUGACUAAUUAAUUUGUCACACGUGUUCAACUUACGAAGGACCAGGCAGUUUGGAAUAAUAAACCUGCGGGUGGGUUCAGGAAGGGAAAUUCCCAUUGUUAAAUGUGGAGAUGACAGCUAGUUUCCAGCAUUUCACCAGAUCCUGCAGCUCAAUAAUGCAUACGUUAAAAAGACCUCCAUAAGUAUUAUGAAGUUUGUAGAGUGAUGAACAUUUUUAAAAGAUUUUAUUAUCCUGGUUUUCAGAUACUCUUUUGCAUCCAUGUAUUUUAAUUCCACACAAUAGUCAACUUCAUGUUGAUGGCAUGAAUCUAGGAUUAGUUCAACAACUGUGUGUACGUGUGUGUUCUGGAGCAAGUUUCAAUUUUCAUUAAUUUGCCUCUCAUUUUAAUAAUUCUAUCCAUCCUUUGAAACUCUAAUGCAAAGCUUCUUUUGUGAGGUGUUUUAGUCGAUUCAGUAAUGAUAUGACAUUCCCUAACAAAUGCAAGAAAAGUAAAAUCCAAGUGCUUGUGAAUCUCAUACAUCCCUAUUCUUUUCACUAAAUUGUGUUCUUGUUGAGUGACAUUGUUCUCUUGUUUUUUUUCUCUCCCCUAUACAUAACUGUAAUUCUUCCAACUUUCUCCACAUAAGGUCAAUAUUCCAUCUGGCUGGUUCAAACAGUGAUUGGGAUGUUAGGAAAGAGGAAAGGCCUCCCAUUCCGGAUCACUGUCUAUUGUUAGGAAUUUCUGUUGUUUUAGAAGAAAAGUCUGGAAUAUUCUUGUACCUUUGUUAUCUUACAAUAAUCUCAUCAAUCUCAAGUCAUGUUUCAACUCAGCUGGAUGGCUGUGAUAUAAUAUCUUCUCCACUAUGACAGUAUAUAUGACUUUAAUUAUCAUUUUGGCAUAUCCCACUCCAUUGUUGCGUCUGCCUUCUGCAGAUUUGGCGGUACAUUGAACUUUUGUCUUUUUUGCAGUGUUAGGCAGAGAAAGGAAAGAUAUUUGCAUAAACCUAGGAACUGGAGCAUAAGUGAAUGAGAGGACAUUUGAUAGAGGUAUGCAAAAUUACGAGAUUCAUGGUUUGAUGAGGCUUAAUAGUUUGGUUUCAACAUUUCAGGGAAAUUUGAGUAUGUAUGUGGAUGGGAGGAAUAUGUAGAGCUAUAGUGGGACUAGACAUUAACAUUUUGAUGUAGACUAGAUGGGCUGAAGGGCCAGCUUCUGUGAUGUAUUGUUCCAUAACUCUAUAACUCUGGGAUUGCUUAUGGACUUAAUGAGUUGAAUGCCCAUCCUCUACAUUAUGAGGUAAAAUAGGCAUGGGGGGGCAAUGUGCAUCAGAUUUAUGGAUACUGUUACUGCAGUGAUAUUUAAUCAGAUCCCUUGAUCUGCAUCUAAAGGAGCAGAUACCUUGCAGUUUAUACUCGUGUAGAAGGAGCAGAACUAUUGGAUGCUGCGUAAGAUUUUUUCCAUUCAUUCAACUAUUUCUUGGGAACACAAAGGGAAUAUUUUCACAAGAAUAUCCCAUUGGUCUUUGGGUUCUGAAAAUGAAAGCCCUUGAGAGCCAUAGUCAUUUCUAUGAAAUGUUAAACAGAGGUAAAAUGUUAAGAUUGGGUUGCUAUAUCCACUUGUAUUGGCUUACAGACAUAUAUGGCAUGACAGUGAGAUUGGACAAAGCCAAGUUUGUGAUAGGACCACAACAGUAAGAAAUUUAGAUUCCCUACAUUCCUGCUUUGAGGAAAGCUUCACAGAGACAACACUGAGAAGAUCCAAUGGGAAAAUUGAUUAUCGACCUCUGCAUUUUACAAACUUUGUAAAUGUAAUAUAGAUUCUCAUCCAAGUGCUCAUUUCAUUUUGUUAAGAGAACUUCAUCUCCAGCUUCUGAAACAUGAAACAAGAAUGCAAGUACUAGAAUUUUGAAAUAAAAGCAGAGGAUGCUUGAAAUAUUCAUCAUGUCAGGCAGCACAUUUGGGGAUAGAAACAGAGUUCUUUUCAUCAAAACUGAGCAAAGUCAGCAGUCAACUAUGUUUUAAGUUACAGGCAGAAGGUGAGCAGGCUAAACAGACUCUCUAUGAUAUGGGAUGCUGGAAUUAAGGGGAAGAAAAGUGAGGAUAAAUCUAUUGGCAGCAUCAUGUUGAAGGUCGUGGGAAAUAAGGAGAGAGAGGAGGGGACAGAAAUGUUGGUAAUUGAACAGAUGCGACCGAGUCCUCUGUUACUCAAUCACUGUCAUUUCCUUUAUUUUCUCCACUCCCCAAAUUGUUCUUAAAACAUAUUAAUUUCUUUUCUCUGUACCGGUGAAAAGUCAGCGACCAGAAAUGUUGACUCAUUUUCUCUCCGCAGAUACCGCGUGACCUGCUGAGUAUCCUCAACAUUCUGUUUUAAUCUCAAGCAAACCCUUUCUGUUUCUUGGACCUCUAGUAUCUUGAAUGUUCCAUUCUGGCAUCCUCCCCCUUCCUUCCCAACCCUGAAGAAGUGUCUUGGCUUGAAACGGCGACUAUUCAUUUCCAUAGAUGCUGCCUGACCUGCUGAAUUCCUCCAGCAUUUUGUGUGUAUUGCUUUGAAUGUUCCAUGCCCAGUGCAUAACAAUCAAAUGUCUCUGAUGUUUUCAGCUCCAGCUUUAUGAUCAACACAUCAUUCUGUUCAACAGCAUUGAUGGCAGUUUUCCUUUAACUAUUAACAGCAGGAGAUGAAGGUGUUUAAGGAGAACCAGUCUAGUUUGAUGCAUUUUGGUAACAUCAUACUAUGGUGAGAUGGGGAUAACUGCUGGAACAUGGAAAAUUUUAACCAGUUAGACUUUUUUGUACUCAUCCAGCAAUGGCCUCUCUUUGUUUUAUCACACUGUUAGCACCCUAUAAAAUGGAUGGCAAGUACUCACAGCUGUGGCUGAAGAUUGCUGAGAUUAGAGCCUCGAAUAUCUAUAAAAUAUUAUGUGAUACCUAUCACAGUAGACUUUUAUGCUGUCAAAAGAGAAUGAUUAAAAAUGUUCGCAAUUAACAGCACAGCUGUUGGUGAGUACUUCAUCAUUGCCCUGUUACUUCAUUCCUGACUAUAAAAUAUUGGCAAUGCACUCACUCAAUUUGGAACCAGUGUGGAUGAUCCUGAAGGAUGAAGCAAAUUGUUAGCUGUGGACAUUUAUCGACCAGUGUAAUGUAAUUUUGGAGUCCAGGAAUACCGUGGCACCAUCCAAUUUGUUAUACCACAGUGAUACGAGGGUAUUUUGUAAUAUAGCAUUGGUGAUAAGUUAUUGUACUCAUUGAGAGAAAAAGUUACACAAGGGAAAUGUCCACUGAUGAUUGAUAACAAUUUUCAUUUAUGUAUGGCAUUUUUCUUCUUAGACAGGCAUGUGGAAUUAUGAAUGACAUACGUUCACUCCAGUUUUGUGGAUUUCAAAGUGACUGACUUUUCCACAGAUAGACAGAUGGUGGUUUGAAGGGCAGAAUAGUAGAACGAUUUUGAGGAAGUUUUCUCCUUGCACCCUUAUACAAUGUCUAUGCAUACUCUUGAUACAUUAAUUAGAUAUACUCAAUACCAUCCCAAGUCUCUUUCAUUUUGAGCCAGAGAUUCCCAGGUUCAGUAGAGAUAUUCUACUUAUUCAAGGAUGCUUUGAGCACAUCCUUGAACUUUUUCCUCUAUACACCUGGUCAUGUUCUGCCAUGAAUUGAAGACAUGGUCUGCCCAAUGUCGUCAACUGUAGCAUUAGUGACCUGAGUGGAGAAGUCAACGUAAUUGUUGAAGAAAUGUGGGUGCAGGAAUGGUUAUCCCAGACAUGUUAUUUAUUUAGUCAAUGCACAAGAAAAUCUCUUAUCCAGGCAGUGUGCAAAUGAACAAGGGUUCAUUAGAAUAGCUUCAGUGGAAGGGAAACUGGUAUUUUACUCUGAAAAAUAUUUUGACCAACCAGAGGAUAUUUCAUACACUUGCUUACCACUCCCUUCACAUGGAAAUUCGUUUGUGAUAUGAAGUGACUAUUGAUUUUCCCUGUAGGUCAGCCAAUGACAACCAGUUAGGCAAUGUAAUGUGAACUUGGACUGAAGGCAGCUUGGAUAUCCGGUGAGCUAUCUCAGGAACCACUCUGUUUCAUUCAUUAAUGGAGUCACAUACCAAACUGGCCUUUGCCGGUAAUGUAAUGUUAUGUGAGUUAUUUGGGCAUUGAGAGAACCAAGAGAAAAAGGGUUUGUGCAAACUCCCAGUUAGAGUCUUGCAUAAUUUUAUUGAACAGCCAAGCAGGCAAAUGUGGCUAAAUGGCUCACUCAGUCCUUGAGAUUCUGUGGCCUUCAUUCCAGAUUUUGAUUGCAAGGUAGCUGCACAUUGCUGAGCAGAUCAGCAGUGAUGAACAAUUUUCUACAUUGGAAUCCUGUUUUCUCACGAGAUCCCAUAUCUUCAAAACAUGCUCAUUUCUUCUGCGGAUUAACAGAAAUAUUCUAAAAGUAUGAAAAAUCCUUAAAAAAAUCUGUAAGCUGAGUUGAAUAAUGAAACUACAAGCAUCUUAAUGCUUGCAAAGAGCAGCAUUGAUUCAGAUGACAGCACAUUUUCCUUCCUUCUGCUUUCCAAAAGAUGUGUGUUUCAGAUACUUCCCAGAAUCUAAGCUGAUGCUCCAAAAUAGUACAAGGAGUGUGCUGCCCUUCCUUUUUAACCUAAGGCUUGGGAGCCUUUUCAGGUGAGGAAAAAGCACCUGCACAAUGAGUUGGGAGAAAAGCGGAGAUGCUCAAGCCAAAAUACAUCCUUCACUAAAAAAAAAACUGCAUAGUAAAACACUUUAUUUGCUUGUUCUCAUUUGAAGAUAGCCUGGAGAAAGUUUACUAGUAACUGCCCUACUCACAUUAUAAACUGAGCUGUGUUACACUUUGGGAUAUUUCAUAAAUAUAUGAGGUGCUUAAUAAAUCCAAGACUCUCUCUGUCCCUUCUUUCUUUUGCGGUUUUGAAAUGUUUUGCAGAAGACAGCUCUUGAUGCUGUAGACUUUGGAGUAGAUAAGAUGCAGACAAUUUCUGUUUCAGUUGAUAAUAAUUCAUGUUUAUGCGAUCACUUUCAGUUAUAUUAAAAGCAGGCACUAUCUCUGUUCAAUUAUUGAUGGCAUGUCUCAAACCAUUAUGUAUGUGAGAAAUUGAAGUACUCUGCUGGAAGCUAAUUAUCACUUAAGCACCAUACGUAGCAAAAUGAGUAACUAGAAGCUGCAGUUAAUUGCUGCCUUAUUUAAAAUGUUGUACACGUUUAUAAAGAAAACUGUCGAUUGUUGAGAUUCAGAAGUGUCGAGGGAGAUCUUUAAAUGCUAUGCACAAUGCAGUUUGAGAAAUUAGACAACUGGGGGCGAAGUUGCGUGGAUACUUACUACUUUAAAAGGCCAAUUUAAAAAGAAGUUUUACCUGAAGGGUCAUCAAUUCACAUAUAUGUUCGUAUCUCUCAUACUCUGAUGUUUUGUUCACUCUUCAAUUUGUAAUCAGUGACUGUCAAUUUCCAAAUAAACCUCACUUAUAUGGCCUGGUUAAGUUUAAGGAUCAGUGUUGCAAUUAUACAUCCAGACGAAGAUGUGUGGAACCCUCACCUCUGGAUGUGUGGUUCUUAUUAGGAGUGCAAAGUCUGGAAACAAAAAUUAACAACAUGUAGUAGCUAUAUUUAGAAGAUCUAUCAGUUUUGACUUUGGUGUCAUCUCCCCUUCAUUGAUUAACUAGAGGCAAUUAGAAGCAGGUGUUAUGUGUGAAUUUUUGUAGCUGGUUCAAGAACAUAAUUUCAUACAUGUGGUCAAUUGCACUUCGGUGAUAAUAUCCCUGCAAAAUAUCUUCCCACUGAGGUUCCUUUCACCAUUGUCCUGGAAUGGGAAGUAGUACCACUGAUUAAGGCAAUACAUUAUUCAGCUGCAUAAACACAAGAGAAUAUACAUAUACUGCAAAUCUCGAGUAACACACGAAAUGCUGGAGGAACUCAGCAAGUUAGGCAGCAACCUGCCAUCUUGAACUCCUUCACCUGCUCUCUACCUUCGUAUUCUGCUUCUGCCCACUUCCUUUCCAGUCCUGAUGAGGAAUUUGGCCCGAAGUGGCGACUGUCCAUAUGAAUAAAACAGCAUUAUCCACAAUAUGUCAUUUCAUUCAAAAAUCUCCAAUCAGCUCAAAUAGCAACAAAUUAUAAACAUCUGAAAGUCUACAGAUGCUGGAAUUCUAAAGUAACACACACAAAAUGCUGGAGGAACUCGGCAGACCAGGCAACAUUUAUGGGAAUGAAUAAACAGUUGAUGUCUUGGGCCGAGACCCUUCUUCAGGACUCAUUUAGCAAAACUGCAUCCUUCAUGCACACCCCAGUUCUUGAGAAAAGAAUAAAAUUAUCCUCCUGAUACCAAAACAAAACAGAAAAUGUUUGAAAUAGCUGGUCAAGCCACGUCUGUGGAAAGAGAAACAGAGACAAUGGUUCAGAUGGAAGACCAUUCACCGUUCUUCACUAAUUUUGAUUAUCCAUGUGAAGCCCUCUUACAUGUACUAAUUUGUCUAGUUCCUUGACAUUGAUAAUCAAUGAGCAUGCAGAUUGACAAGAAAUAGCUCCAACCAAGAAGGUGAAAAUUGUUGAACCAUUUAUGAGUUCUGCUUUCAUUUUGCUGUUUCAAUUUAACUGCAGGAAAAUUAAACUGACUAUUCCAACUAAUUAGUGCUUGCUGGCACGUCCCUUAUAAAAGCUCUUCUCGUGCCACAACGUAAGCUUAAUUUUCUUUAGCUUUGAUCUAGUGUCCUACAUUAAAUCCAUGCCAGAACUUGAAAAAUAGGAUAAAAUGAGGCUGUGAAGGUGCUUUAUAAAUGAAAAUCUAACUUUUUUCCCUUAUUCUUUAGUAUAUCAACAUAAUUUACCUCAAAAACUCUGUCUCACAUUUCACCAUUCUCAGGAUAGAGUUGUUUCUACUAAAUUCUUUAUUGAAUUCACUGAUAAUGAUCCCUAAAUUAUGGGCCCUUUGUAAACAAUAUAAACCCUUUCCUUUCACUCCAACGGACACCAUGAAAGUCCCAUAAUUGCUCUGUAUUGUGCACUCACCAGAAUGCAUGUUCACUGAUUGAGAACCCUGAACAGAGAGGAAGCUGAUUUUAAAAGGGUGAAAUCCCUGCCUAAUGAAAGGAUAUUUUUGCUAUUUUAGAGAAACAGAGACGUAUAUGAAAUGAGAUUGUAAAGCAGAUAUAUUAUGAGCAUUUUCUGUGUUUUGUCAAGCAUCCAAAAGAAGGAACUCACUUUUACAAUUCAUUCAGAUGCCAACCUGGGUGCUGUCUGAAGAGAUGCCACCUAAGCAGUGAGUGGCACAGUGGAGCCACUGUCUCACAGCUCCUGACUUCCAGGGUUGUUUGUAUGGAGACUGUAUGUUCUUCCUGUGAUCAUAUUGGGUUUCCUCAGAGUGUUCUGGGUUCCUCCAAAGAAAGAUUGGCAGGUUAGUAGAUUAAUUGACCUCUGUAAAAUUCCCUCUAGUGUAGCCGUUUGGUAGAAUUGUUGGGAUGUAGAGAAUGGAUGACAGGAAAAAAACAAUUGGCGAAUGGGAUUGCUGUGAGCUGGUAUUGACUAGAGCGACUGAAUGGCCACCUGUGUCAUUUGGAAGCACGGACAACUAUUACAGAGGGCAUUGCAAUUGAACACAAGUACUCAGUUUAUUGUGAUUGUGCGGUAAAACUUGUAACCUUGAAAUGCAAGCUUAACUUCUGCUUUCCCCAGGGAUUACAAGAAUGGAGUGCUGGUGGAGAUGGGCAUUCCCAAAUCAAUAGCAUUCAUGGUCUGUUGUACUGGCUCACUGUGAAGCAAUGCACCAGAGAGCUCUGAUGAUCUGAUCACUGUACUCUGAAGAUUAUCGUCUCAUGGUUGACUUGCCCCAAAGUGCUGUUGAUGCAGAAUCCAGUCCAUUCUAAAUCAGUGGAGAUUUGGAAUAAGAGAGAGGCAGGCAGAACAUAAUAUAAAAAUUAAACUGUUUAUUACAAUUCCUUGGGUCAUACUAAAAAUAUAUUAAAAUCUCGCUUUAGUCAAUCAUCGCAACUUGGUACUAACAUAUGUUUACUGAAUUCUCUUUUGUAUUGUCAUUAUUCCCUUCACCUUUAACUGGACAGCAAAAUGAUUCAGAAAGAAACAAAGAUGAGUCCUGAAUAAGUCAGUGAUUUGUUUUGGAUGAAGAGCUUUUGAAUGUCUUGACCUUGGUAUAUGAAAUCGCUGGAUAUCAUUUAACCUGUUUGAAUACAAAAAAAAAGCUGCCUGUGGAUGUUGUCUGUCGGUCAACUUGCCUUUUUAAUUCUUAUGCUGUUGAGGUGUGAUGUGUUUGUAUCUUUUAAUGUAGCAGACUUGAGACUUUCCACAGUGCUGUUAAUAUGUGAAAAAAAAAUGAAAAUGGCAACAAUUAAGAUGUGUAUGCUUCAAUAAACUGUUUUUUAAUAGCUGGCAGUGUGUUACAGUGUACGUACUAAAUAUAUAGAAAUUGAGUUCUCAUCAUGUUGCCACAGUACCAGACCCA